Molecule: messenger RNA, 7485 nt
Organism: Suillus paluster
Lineage: Eukaryota; Fungi; Basidiomycota; Agaricomycetes; Boletales; Suillaceae
Exons: 23
Coding region: 313-7272 (2319 amino acids)
Source: RefSeq, a predicted model, not a curated record
AGGUGUUGAAUCGCCAGCCAAUCGGCUCACAGCUUCCGCAACUACGCAACUUCCAGGCGUUGUUCUAUCGAUACAUCAGUGUUCAUAUCUAUCUUCUACCUCGUGCACUGAAACGAGCCCCAUGAACUGGCCCGGCGUAAUGCCCUGACUGAUAUGUAUACGUUUUCUCGAACAGUCGGAUCCUAUUUUGUGUUUGAUCUUACAAGGAGCUGCCCAAGUUAAUUUGCGCUCAACUGUUCAAAACCCAUCUAUAUCAACUCCCAGUUCGUCCAAGAUUAUGUAGCUACGAUCUUUCCAUCACCUCCAUUCGAAAUGUUGCAUUCACACCGUGAUAUUUUCCAGACCCUGCCCGCAUAUCGGAAGGGCAAUGGUUCACCUCCAAUUAUGCCUGAUGCCGACCGUUCUUUUGAUUUACCUGGCUCGCAGCCAAAUCCGAAGUUUAAAAGCCAGCCAGGAUCCCAAACAAUCACGGCACGAUAUGACUACAGUAAAUGGCAAUCUGCAUCACUGCCUCUGGUUUGGCUUGCAGUCCGAGACAACGUUAUCCCGCCUCACGCUGUUCCAUUUGGCUCGGAUGAUCAUGGACCUCUUUUCAUUGCCCGAGCUUAUUUAGAAGGAGCAUUUUUCCUGGGGAAGGCUGGUUCUCAGCUCACGAAGGGUGCCAUCAUCAGCGACGGAAGUCAGAAUAUAACGGUGACCCAGUAUGACAUACUCGUGUGCGCCGCACGGCUGAGUUGGGAUAUCCCACAUUCUUCUGGGACAGGCUUUAUACACCAGGACACCGUGAUUACGAAACAUGACAUCAACUACCACCUUGAGCCAGCUCCCCUGUAUCGUCAGGAUAUUCCUGAAAAUGCUCCUGAUCUCGCGGAUACUUACAACAGGGUCAAUCAUGAUGACAGUCAGCGUUCGGUAACCCCCGACCCCUUCAUCGCUGCAUCGCAUAUUAGGGCGCGGUCAGUUGCUCGCAGCAACUCUAGACAUGACCUGUCAUCAAACGAAUCCUUAGACGUCGACAUAUGGAAAGCUGAUGCUGCUUCCGUCUUCAGGCCUCCUCUUGAGUUAACGGAGAGGUCACGAUCACUUCCUCCCUGGACGAGAACUUCAGCGGAGUCGAAUUUUGAUGUUCGGGAGGAUCUGGUUACUUUUCGGUCCGACAGUGCACGAAGCGCUGGUGUUUCUGCGAUUGUUACGUCCACUCACAAGCCUGAGUACGCGCCGGUGCCCCACCCACGUGUGGCAACAUCAUCAAGAGCUGGAGUCUGUCUCGAUUGGCCCGGUCAAGAAUCUUACAGAUCCCCCGCCGUGCCUAGCGCUGUCGAGUACUCCGCAAGUGAACAAGGUACUCCCGCUGGUUCCUUCGGGAGGUUCGAGUGCACAGGGUUCAGCGAAGUGGCGACUUUCGAUGGUCCUAGCAGUCCACCCCCUGAACCUUUCGCUCAAUCGAUGCGUGCUGGCUUCGUCCAGAAUGUCUUGCCGCUUCGAACGUCUGUAAAUUACCACACAAACAAGCCCUUGUUGAACUUGGCAACUGGCCACUCGUUGGCAAGCAUCGACACUCCUCAGAUUACCAGUUUUUCCAAUGCCUCACCAAAGGACGAUUCUCAGCUUACGUUCAUGCAUUACCCACCUUCCUCACGCAAAAUGUCGAGCGAUUCGUCACCGUCUCGACCAUUUAUAGCUGCCUCUCGCGGUAGUGGGGCAGGCAUUCCACGAAGCCCUGUUUCGUCUCUCCACGCACUUGAUGUCGUCAAAGACAUGAGAAAAUCACAGUCAAACCUGACCAACUCUCCCGUACACUCUGCCGCAGACGCAAUCGGCAUCUCCGCCGGUUCGGACGAUUUCGGUCAUGUCAAUCAGCAUGACCAGUGCGCAUAUCCUAUUGCUGGAACAAUUGCUCAGGCGCAUGAAUGGCGACGUAGUGUGUGGCCCCAGAAAUAUCAGCCAAGGGAAGGUUUAAGUCGUGUUCCGCAACCCGGGCCUACCAUUCCAUCCAUUGCUUCACCCCAAGCUCAGAGCUCUGUCGUUUAUGAUCAUGCAGACGUUAAUUUACGUUCUACCGAGUAUAUACCCUAUGGCGCAUCCAGGAGUCCCAGGGAAACGUUCCCCGAUGGUGGAGACGCGAUCACCUCGGAGCAUGUAUAUGACUCUGAGCAUCGGCAGCUUGUCUCCCGAACAACCUUUGGCAUCGAAACGCAAUUUUGUGACGGGACUGAAAGCGAUGCAGUCGCCAGCGAAUUCGUCACGUCGAUCGUCGACACCCCGGUGAACGCUGGGAUUGUGAAGGAUGAAGUCAAACUUCUGCCUCACCCGGCGCCGCUCAUCACUUCUAUGUCUCAAACAGCUGUGGACAGUAGACGGGGACAGACUAGUACUCUAGUGCAGGAGAGCGCCUUCGAACAGGAGCUCGUUCAAGAAAAUCGGGUCGCAGUUACCGCAUCCUGCGAAAUCACAAGCAUGGGAGAUAUUACAUCGGUUGUUCCCUGCCGCGAAACCGUGGUAGCCGAAGAAUGUAUGCCGUUGUCAACUGUCCCAUAUUCUCCGAGCUUGCCGACUUCACGACGACAGUCUGCCCAGACCUUCUCGCCAGUUACGGGUGACAAGCUCCGUAGGUAUCAUGAGGACGCAGAAUCAUCUGUCUUCGUCCGUGCGCCCUCGGCACUUGGGGAGAACGAUAACGCAACUCUAGCACAAUCAAAAGAUGUAGCAAUCGUAAACCCAGAGAAGUUGUGUCUAGCAUCCAACGGUCGUCGGAAUUCAUCUUUCAGUAAAAAUACAUCGACCAUAGGCCAGAGUUCACUGGUUGCAGAAAUACACGGAGAACCCUGUAGUCAAGACGUAGCAAGGGACUGGCCUGGCCAAAUCUCCUUCACUCCGAAGCUUAUGGGUGGAGAGAAGGAUGUAUCUGCAGAUCGUAAGCCCCAGUCUGCAAUGGGCAGAGAAGACCAUCGUGAACGGGAGACGGAGAGCGAGGUCUUGACAUCUCAUUCCUGUACUGACAAGAUUCUCAGAGGAUACACGUCGGAGUCCGCUACAUUCAACGAUGAUAGGCGGAUAAAUGAGGAUGCCGAUGGCGCUGCGUUGUCCUUGUCCUCGACCAAUACUAGGUUCGAGGUGUUACUUUCCGAACCGGGCAUUCCGCAGAGCGUGGGAACCGAUUAUACUCAGUCUGGAUGCCAGCGCCAGUCUUUAGACGUUCACACAGUUCCAGAGAGUCCCGUGCAGAUAUCGGGCCUUCAUUCGACCGAGAGCAGUUACACCCAAAGACAGGGUCGUGAGGAAGCAGACUCGUGUGUGCUCACCUUGGUACUUGGGGAGAACAACGCAACCGAGAAUACGCAGACGCCGAGUCCAGCACCCAAUGAUCUGCGGAACACGUCUUUCCGUGAAGACACGACAGGUCAGACUUCGUCCUCAAUCGCUAAGCUACAGGAGAGAUCCUGUGGUAAAGAUGUGACUAGGGAUCUGCUUACUCAAGGCCCCUCUAUUUCAAGCGUCGAGCACGACAAUGUGGAUGUAUCGGCAGACUAUAUGCAUCAGGCUUUGGAGGGCAGAAGAGACCAUCCUGGACGGGAGACGGAGAGCGAAGUUAAGCUCAACUUAUCGUCUCAUUCCCGUACCAUCAACGAAAACACGGACGGCACUGUCUCACCCCCGUCAUCAACUAAUACUGGGCCCAAGCUGUCUCUUUUUGAACCGGGCGUUCCCCAGGAUGCGGGACUCGAUCAUAUUCAGUCUGGAUGCAAGCAACAGACAUCAGACGUCAAAACGGUUUCAACGGAUCUCGUGCAUGCCUCGAAUGAUUGCUCGACUGAGGCCAAAGGUCAGAGUCCUCUAGUUACCAAUAUACAAGGGGGACCCUAUGGUCAAGAUGUGGCGAGAGACCAACCUCGUCAACGCUCUUCCGCUUCGAAACUCGAGGACAACGAAAAGGAUGUAUCGGCAGAUUGUAUGUACCAGGCUGUGGUGGGUAGAGGCGGCCAUCAUGAACAGGAGACGAAGAGCGAAGUUACGCUCGACCCGACGUCUCAUAUCAGUACCGUCAGGAUUCUCAGACAAUCCACGUUGGAGACUGCGAUAUUGAACAAUGAUAGGCGGAUGGAUGAAGACACCAACAAUGCCACUGCGUCACCCCCGUCCUCAAUGUCUGCUAUGCCCAAGGUGUCUCCUUCUGAUCCGGGCGUUCCACAGGAUGUAGGAACCAAUCAUAUUCAGUCUGGAUACGAGAACCAGUCUUCUGAGGUCGACACUGUUUCAACGACUCUCGUGCAGACCUCGAGUCAUUGUCGCUUGACCGAGAGUGAAGGAUAUAUCCGACGACAGCCAUCCCAGUCAUUGUCCUGUAGUGACGAGCCUGGUGAAGCAACCUUAGAUACCCACGUCUGUCUGUCCUUGGCACAUGAGCAGAACACUUCAACUUCACCACGAUCCUUGGACAUAUCAAUCGAGAACACACAGAAAUCGAGUUCGGCGGCCUCCAGCGGACUUUGGAACUCAUCUUUCACAGAAAGCACAUCGACGACGGGUCAGAGUCCUUCUCUAGCUGCUAACAUAUAUGGGGAACUGUGUGGUCGAGAUAUGGUCAGGGACCAGCCUUAUCAAGGCUCCUCUACUCCGGUACCCGAGGCGGAUGAAGAGGAUACAUCGGUAGAUCGCAUGAACCAGACUAUGGAGGGCAGAGGAGAACAUCAUAAGUGGGAGACGGAGAGAGAAGUCUUGACGACUGAUUCCCGUACCGUCAGGAGUCUCGUACGAUUCACGUCGGAGACUGCCACAUCUGAUGGUGAUAGUCAAACGGAUCAGGACGCUGACGGCGCUGUGUUGUCCCAGACCUCACCGAAAUCUGAGCCCAAGUUAUCUCCUUCUGAACCGGGCGUUCUGCAGGAUGCGGGAACUAUUGUUCAAUCUCGAUGCGAGCAGCAUUCUUCAGAGGUCAUCGCAGUCUCAACGACGUCUGUGCAGACUUCGAGCAAUUGCUCGACCGAGAGCAGAAAAGAAUACAUCCAUCUAGACAAUUCUUCACAACAAUUGAUCGAUCUUCCUAGCGUCGUGCCAAACAUAUUGCCGGUGCACGAUGAUCCCCAGCUACCUCCUGCUGCGUUAAAUUGGGGAAAUGACUCUUCAAGUGGUUCCGGCGAGUCAUAUGUGAUUGCUUCCACUGUCUCGAACGAGGGUAACUCUAAGACAGUGGCAGUUGGCGCCUUUGUUGAACAUUCAGUUUCAAACGACGACGCCUAUCCUGUGUCAUGUGCUGAAGGGGCUGCAGUGGCUGUGGGAGCGCAACUAUACGAUUGCGUGCCUACAGAACCAGCGGUCAUAUCACUUCCUCAUCCUGUCGUCCAACGUGCGAUGACGCGUCAUUCAAACGUGGUUGACACCCCAUCUCAGGCGGAAAGUCAAGACAAUCUUUCCUCUGCUGUUGAAACGAGGAGUUACGGUGCGCGGGAGUCUGUGUGUGUUGAUGUCUCAACACUUGUGAUACGAGAUGCUUGCGGGGCGAGUACAGUUACCGUUGCGCCUAAUGAUCCACCCUUAAUUGACGAUCAGUUGACGCACAAUGCUGCAUCCGAUGGCGCAUGCAAAAGUUCAAUCUCCCUCGAUCACAGACCACUUACCAGACAAAUUACGGACAUACGUGAGGAGGUUGCCCAUCCUGCACCAUGCGCUGAGGGGACUGUGUCUGUGGAAGCACAACUAGAUGGUUACAUACGCGCAGAUCCAGCAGUCAUAUCACCUCCUCGUUCCGUCAUCCAACGUUCCAUGACGCUUGAUUCACACGCCGUUCAGAUCCCAUCUCAGGCUGAGAAUCACCAGAAGCUUUCUUACGCUGCCGAAAUGAGGUGUUGUGGUGCGCAGGAAUCUGAUUCCCGUACCAACAGGAACCUCAGACGAUCCAUGACGGAGUCUGUCGUAAUAAGUGACAAUAGACGAAUGAACGCGAACGCCGAGGGUGCUGUGGUGUUCCUGCCCUCCACUCAUACUGACACCAAGUUGUCUCCUUCUGAACAGGGCGUCCCACAGGAUGCAAGAACCAAUCAUGUUCGGUCUGGAUGCGACCAUCUGUCUUGCGAGGUUAUCACGGUCUCAACGACGUCCGUACCACCUAGUGUCGUGAGCGUAUCGCCGAUGUGCGAGGGUCCCCAGCUACCUCCUGUGUUAGACGGGAGAAAUAACUCUUCAAUUGGUUCCGGCGACAUUGAUUCUAUUGUCUCGAACGAGGGUGACCCUAAGGGGCCUGUGGCUGGAGGAGCGCAACUAUACGACUGUGUGCAUGCAGAGCCAGCAGUCACAUCUCCACAUCCUAUAAUCGUCCAACGUUUGGAGAAUCAAGACAAGUUUUCUUCCGUUACUGAAACGAGGAGUCAUGGUGCACGGCAGUCUGUGUGUAUUGAAGUCUCAACGCUUGCGAGACGAGAUGCUUGCGGGGCAAGCACAGUUACUGUUGCGCCCAAUGAUUCUCCCUUGCUUGACGACCAGUCGACGCACAAUGCUGCAUCCGUCGGUACAUGUGAGAGUUCAAUCUCCCGAGGCGCAUGCGAGAAUCCAAUCUCCAUCACCGCAUAUGAGAGUUCAAUCCCCCUCAAUAACGGAUCCCUUACCAAACAAUUUACGGCGGAGUAUUCCAUACGCGAGGAGGCUGAAGUACAGAGGAAGUUGCAGGACAUGGGCGCGUGUGUUUCCAGUGCUCCUACUGUCUCGAACAAGGGUGACUCUGAGACGGUGGUAGCCAGUGCCAUCGUCGAACAUUCAGUCUCACACGACAAAGGUUAUCCUGUGCCAUGUGUUGAGGCUGUGGGAGCGCAACUAUGCGAUUGCGUGCACGCAGAGCGAGAUCAAGACAAGUUUUCUUCCGUUACUGAAACGAGGAGUUAUGGUGCACGGGAGUCUGUGUGUGUUGAAGUCUCAACACUUUCGAGACGAGAUGCUUGUGAGACAAGUACAGUUACUGUCUUGCCUAGUGAUUCUCCCCGUCUUGGCGACCAGUUGACGCACAAUGCUGCAUCCGAUCGCGCAUGUGAGAAUCCGGUCUCCCUCAGCGCUUGCGAGACUCCAAUCUCCCUCGGUCCAUGCAAGAGCCCAACCCCCCUCGAUCACGAAUCCCUUACCAAACGAAUUGCGGCAGAUUAUUCCAUACGAGAGGAGGCUAGAGUACAGAAGAAGUUGCAGGAUAUGGGUGUGUGUGUUUCAGGCUAUCGCUGGAUCAAGCAGUCGGAAGGUUAUCGAUGCUCAGCAGGUGGCCAUUACGUUUCCAAUGCCGAGCUGGGUAUCUAGGUCGGAUUCAAUGGUACAACCAAGGACCUUGCCUGUUGAUGCUGAGACAGGCAUUGUCGUAAUUUAGAGAAAUGCACUAGAGAGCGAGAUCAGUGGACAUUUAUGCGAAGGUUGCGCUGGAAUAAUGUAUGCUUAGAAAUGAAAGUCGCCAGUACAAUGAUGCCAGCGAAUCAAUUUUUUUUGUCCUAGUCCACAUCGUAGACCGACAAAUGU